Molecule: messenger RNA, 2343 nt
Organism: Physcomitrium patens
Lineage: Eukaryota; Viridiplantae; Streptophyta; Bryopsida; Funariales; Funariaceae
Product: D-cysteine desulfhydrase 2, mitochondrial
Molecular function (GO): D-cysteine desulfhydrase activity
Source: RefSeq, a predicted model, not a curated record
UGUGCAUUUGUAACGUACAUCGUCUUCUCGUCGACAGACGGCGAUCCGGAGUCGGUCCCUGUGAAGUUCAUUCCUUGGUGCAUGGUCAAGCCGAGGGGUAAGCUCGUGGUGUCGCGUGGGUUAGCUCACCUAAUGUUAUGAGGAAGCUGGGAUUGCAGCCGUGGAGCUGCGGGUGCACGCUCAUGGGGCCCUUCACCAACCCCCAGCAGUGCAUUCGGCGCAGGGCGAGCUAUCUUGGCCCUCUUUUUCAUCGCCCCCGGGAGGGCUCUGUUGGGGGAUUGGCGUGGCGUCAGAAUCAAGCGCGCUCCGUUCUAGUUUCCGCUCGGCAGGGAAGCAGAGAGACAGAGUGUGAAGAGGUUUAUGGCUGGGACCAAAUCCUUGCCAGGCCAUGGCUGCUGUCCAAUGCGGCGACCAAGACGACGAAAGUGGGGUUUAGGGAAGGGCGAUGGCGAGUGGACGAAAUAGGAGAUUUUUCGGGCCCUUGUUUUCACGUAAUUCGAGACGACUUGCUUCAUCCUAUGAUGGGAGGCAACAAGCUUCGGAAACUGGAUGCAAUUAUUCCACUUCUUCAAGCGCAUGAAGUCACUGAUGUUGUCACGUGCGGAGGUUGUCAAAGUGCACACACGGCUGCCGUAGCUGUUGCAUGCGCGGAGGUUGGCAUGAAGGCUCACUUGUUGCUUCGAGGAGAGAGGCCAGCUAUUCCAACAGGGUAUAAUCUAGUGGCCGGAAUGUAUGGCUAUGUUACAUACAUCCCUCGUUCAGAAUAUGCUGACAGGCACGCGAUGCUUCACAAGUACGCCUUACAAGUUGCUGGUGAUCCUUCUUGCGUCAUCUCUAUACAUCACAAAAUAUUAAAUGAAUCUUCAUUUUCUGGUUGGAAAAUGGUUCCGGGUGAGGUUGCAAGUGGAAACGGAAGGAAAGUGGCAAUUUUGAACGAAGGUGCUGGUGAUUGCCAUGCUUUGCCAGGAUUGAUUCGGCUGGUGGAUUACUUGUCGCAUCCAUCUAAAUUUGGAAAGAAAGAGCGUCUGCAUGUCAUUGUCGACAGUGGCACUGGGACCACAGCCGUCGGGCUGGCUCUUGGCAUUGCUCUCAAGAGACUACCUUGGAAAGUGGUGGGCGUGAUGCUUGCAGAUACUCGUGAAGGUUACGAGAAGCAGGCUGAUAGACUACUCGCUGAGUUCGCCCACGAAUAUCAUGGGCACACAUGGGAGGUGGAGUUGUGUCAAAAAGGCUCCGACCUUCCGAUACUCUGGCAAGAGCGAUGCCAACCUCGUAAAUUUGGUCGAAUAUUACGUGGUGAGAUAGAAAUUUGCCAACGUGUUGCACGAGAGACGGGCAUUUUAUUAGACCCUAUCUACACUCUUGCGGGGUGGGAGUCGGCCAACAAACUGUGUCAUAGCGCAGCUGGUGACGACGCUGAAGAAGUAGUGUUGCUGCACACAGGUGGGACACUGGGCUUAUUUGGGCUAGCCCAGAGGUACCCUCUUCAAUUUUAAAUCAGACUGGGAGAGAAUCAUCGAGCUCCACGAGACCCUAAAACGUAGGCCUGCUGUUCAAAGCUUUGGGGAGCUUUCUGGAAGGUUAGCCUCCCAUAUACCCUUGUUUAGGGAACCGCCUGAUAUCUCUCAAAAGUUUCAAUCUGAGCAUCAGUAUUUGAGCUUUUCCUCUUCUGUGGGAGCUUCAGUCUCCAUCCGACAUCACUGGGCACCAUGUCAUGAUUAUUCGAGCUGGACGUGUUCUCCUCCUACACGACUUGUGCGUGGAAGUUGCGUAUGGUUUGCGAGAUGUCUCAGUUUCUACAGCGACCCAUGAACUGAUGCUUUGCGGGUCACCCGCUAAUGUGACCUGUGAGUUAGGGGAGGUGGCCCCCCAAUCUCUCUAAUAAUGCAUGCUCUUUGUAUGAUGAACCGAGGGUAAGUUGGUGGGGCCUUCAAACUGCAGGAGUGUGCAUAUGAAUUGAUUGCUGCUAGCUAGAAUACUAUAAUGGUUGAAUCUAGCACUUCAUUCUUCCUCAUUUAUGGCCUUGCAGGAACCCUGUCUUAUACAGUGAUUGGUCCGAUACGUCACUGUGAAAUACAGUAGAAAAGUAAAAAGACAACAAUACUAGUGUAGGCUCAUAUCAUGAUCGAGAAAUGGCUGGAUUGGUCACUUGGGUCUCAAUAAGUACAUUCCAUCAACCAGUUUCCUUUUGAUUAGCAUGUUGUGGAAUUGCUUGUUUGGGUAUGUGUUGUGUCCAGAUUGAUGUAAUAUGUGCCUAGGUAGCCAAAUAUGUUACAUGUAGAGUAUAUGCACAAUGUAUGUUGUAAUCUUUGAUUUAUAAAAAUGUAUCCAACAUUUUCCUUA